UUGGACUGGAUGUAAUUUGGACCCGGGAAGCUUCUGGGAUCAAACGCCCGUCUGAGUCUAUAGAGUAACCGGAAAAUGGCGACUGAUUCCGACGCUCGGACUGUAUCUAUCUCUGACAUUCUGGACCAUGGGUCGAUAUCUUUUGGGAGAUUCGCUGUGGAGUCACUUGCAUGGGAAAAGAGGUCGGUUUUCUCCCACAACAGAUGUCAGGAGGAGCUCGAGAAGUUCAAGGCCCCUGGAUUUGUUGCUCAAAAGAAGGCAUACUUUGAGGAAUAUUACGGAAGAGUUAGAGCUAUGGCGGCAUUACAAGUGAAACAGCAACAGACCACCCAUCCCGACUCAACGAGCAGCACGACACAAGAGGAAAAUGCUGUUGAUGCUGACUUAAUGAAAGGGGAAAAGAUGCGCACCAAUGUAACUAAAAUGCAGAAAUUAGGGAACGAAACCGCUGCUAACCUGAACUCAUCAGAGGGCGGCAUUGUGGAGGGAUUGAAAGAAAUUAACCAAGAAGAAUUAAGUUGCCAUGUUGAAGACAGUGACAAAGCUAACAUGACAGGUGGAACUAGUAAAUCCUUAUCCACCAUUGAACCCGAGGAUUCUGUAAAAGGGGCUUACUCUUCAUCAGUCAAUAAGAGCUCUGGAACUGCCAAGCAUGACUUUCCUGUUCACGACACAGCCAAGCAUGAUGCCAACAAGCAAAAUAAACAAGCAACCAUUCAAAAGGCAACAGAUUCUUCUAGAGAAAAUGAAAUGCAUUUGGACUGCAAAAUUACAAAAGGAGCUGUUAAACCAUCUGAGAAGCUGAAGCCAUCCCUUCAUCACGAUAUUACCAGCAAGAGAGAUGAUGGUCUUGUUUCAGCUAAGGGUACACCUCAGCCUGCAAAAGUCAACAACUAUGUUUCUUCCCAUAAACAAAGGGCUGAAGUACGCUCCAUUGCCACUGCUCUGCACAAUUCAUUAGCAAGGGAGAUGUCAGUGAAAUCUCCUGUUUGUAAUGCUGGUCAGGUGAAGGCAAAUUCAACUUCCAAAGUAUUGUUAGAGAAGUUACCAACAAAGUUGCCACUGCACGCACGAUCCACUAAGGUACACUAUCUUAGUUAUAUUCAUAUUGGAUUCUCAACUCGCUCUUCCACUGAUGGUUUGCCUUGUUGGUCAUGGGCACCUAUAUAUAUGCAGGGCAUUACAGAGGAGAGUGCUAUUACUGACCACUUGACAAAGCGGGCUCUACACGGCAGGAGGAGAUGUGAUGGAGAUGGUAGAAAGACUUUAGAGCCUAGUGUCAGCCAAAUGAGACCCAAGCGUGGAGCAUCUAAGAACCAGAGAUCAAACGUCAUGUUUACAAACCAUCCCAUUCAGAGCAACUUGAAUCAAGAUUGUGGAGUUGAAUUUGGGCACAAGACUUAUGUCCAAGGACCGCAGAAAAAGGGAGAAGACAAAAGGAAUACUGGGCUUGGAAAAGUAUUCAAAUCUGCCUCAACUAAUUUGUCCAGUACUAACAAUGCUCCGAAUCCAAAACUGGUUCCUAAGGUAGGAUUAUCGAGGCCUGUAGAGCUGAGACAUACUCGAAGAGAACCAAGGUAUAUUGUUCCCUUUCCAAUUACAAUUCCCCUUCUAAUUUCUUAACUGGAACUAUAUACUGUUUAAGGUUAAGACUUGAGCAUCUUAAGAGUAUUUGGUGACUGAUAUUUUACUCCGGAGAAACAUGCCCCCGUAUGCACAAGAUUUUAUGGCAUGUCAUGUUCUGGUUAUUGUCAGCACAGAUGAGUGAGCGCAUGCACUGUGAUUCUGAGUCCUGACUUUUGAAUGUUUGUAAUGCAGACCCAAGAUGCCAAGUUGGCGAUAAAAGUGAAACUUGGGCAAUCUGUGAUGGCCUAUGCAACCGAAUGUAUUUGCACGGAAUUUAGGAAUUCAUGGAAAAGGUUGCGAAAAGGAACUAACC
Messenger RNA from Juglans regia (Persian walnut), 1939 nucleotides. Its product is annotated as protein WVD2-like 7. Bases 76 to 1623 code for a protein of 515 amino acids. Lineage: Eukaryota; Viridiplantae; Streptophyta; Magnoliopsida; Fagales; Juglandaceae. The record is from RefSeq and is a predicted model, not a curated record. The transcript has 7 exons.